AUGCAAGCAUUCAAACACGAGAGUCACUUGCGUAACCUGAAGCUUUCUGGUCACGUCGGGUUUGAUAGUCUCCCUGACCAGUUGGUAAACAAAAGUGUUCAAAAUGGAUUCGUCUUCAAUAUACUUUGCGUUGGCGAGACUGGUUUGGGCAAAAGUACUUUGAUGGAUUCAUUGUUCAACACCAACUUUGAAGCAACACCAAGUCCUCACUCACUGCCAAUGGUUAAAUUGAAGGCUCAAACUUACGAAUUACAAGAAAGUAAUGUCAGAUUAAAGCUGACAAUCUGCGACACCAUCGGCUAUGGUGAUCAAAUAAACAAAGAUGAUUCAUUUAAAGCAGUUGUUGAUCAUCUUGAUGCUCAAUUCGAAGCUUACUUACAAGAAGAGUUGAAGAUUAAACGUUCGCUCUCAAUGUACCAUGACAGUCGUAUUCACAUUUGUUUGUACUUCAUUUGUCCCACCGGUCACGGUUUGAAAUCUUUGGAUCUGGUUUGCAUGAAGAAAUUGGACACCAAAGUAAAUAUCAUUCCGAUAAUUGCCAAAGCUGACACCAUUUCGAAGACAGAAUUGCAGAAAUUUAAGGCGAAAAUUAAUGAAGAAUUGCAAGCUAAUGGCGUUCAAGUUUAUCAUUUCCCGACCGAUGACGAAACAGUUCAAGAUAUCAAUAAUUCGAUGAAUGCUCAUGUUCCCUUCGCUGUCGUCGGAAGCACAGAAUUCAUAAAGUUGGGUAGCAAAAUGAUUCGAGCUCGUCAAUAUCCUUGGGGAAUCGUACAAGUCGAAAAUGAAGCUCAUUGUGACUUUGUGAAGUUACGAGAAAUGUUGAUUCGUACCAACAUGGAAGAUAUGCGCGAGAAAACACACACACGUCAUUACGAACUAUACCGUCAAAAGCGAUUAGAGCAAAUGGGUUUCACUGACGUUGACAGUGAAAACAAGCCCGUGUCAUUCCAACAGACAUUUGAAGCAAAACGCACAAAUCAUGUUGCUGAAUUGCAGGCAAAAGAAGAUGAAGUGCGUCAAAUGUUUGUGGUUCGUGUGAAAGAGAAGGAAUCUGAGUUGAAAGAAAGUGAAAAAGAGCUCCAUGCGAAAUUCGAGAAAUUGAAGAAAGAUCAUGCUGAGGAUAAAAGAAAGUUGGAGGAAGCUCGCAAGAAACUUGAGGAAGAGUUUGUUGAAUUUAAUCGACGUAAAUCUCAACUGGCAACUUCCCACACUUUAACAUUGGGAAAGAAUAAAAAGAAAUAGAAUUUUAGCUUCUUCGAUAACUAAGAGCUGAUUUAUUUUCAUGACAAAGCUUUUCUAGAGCUUUUUUUACUUCCUACUCCUUUACAUAUAAUACAAAAAAAUAUUUUUCUCAUAUAUUUUCUACAUUCGAUGUGUUUGACAAUUGAAACUAAUAAUAAGUUUUGUUGCCAAAGUGCUAUUUGAUAUUUAACAGUUUCAUGCAUGUUUUAUUCAUCAAACCUCAAUUUGUUUGACUUAUCAUAAGCAUCAUGUGGUCAUGUCGACAGUUUUUACUUUUCAAUUCAGUUCACCGCACAAAGAAAUCUUCAAACUAAUAAAGCAAUUAUUUCAUUCAUUUGUGAAUUGAUAACAAUCGCAUUACCGCAUUCAUCAUUAGAUUUUAAGUGUAUUUAGAAUAAAUGCUUAUAAAAGAGAUUUUUAGAAGAAAUCGACAAAUUUUAUCUUCUAGACUUAACAAAUGAAAAACCGAGAAGAUUCUUUUUCUAAACUUUAUAGAAAGUCAAAGUUAGUUAAGCUGUAAAAAAAGGCAAAAAUAAUUUUCUUUUGAAAUAAAUUCAAAUUUUAAAAUUAAUAUAUUAAAAUAAAGAUUUAAACAAAAC
This is a messenger RNA of Clunio marinus, 1841 nucleotides long. The record is from the annotation of a GenBank genome assembly. NCBI's taxonomy places the organism in Eukaryota, Metazoa, Arthropoda, Insecta, Diptera, Chironomidae.